Molecule: messenger RNA, 3099 nt
Organism: Neospora caninum
Lineage: Eukaryota; Apicomplexa; Conoidasida; Eucoccidiorida; Sarcocystidae
Exons: 1
Coding region: 1-3099 (1032 amino acids)
Source: RefSeq, a predicted model, not a curated record
AUGAAGCGUGUUUUGCUCGAAACCAUUUUUCUCUCAGUGGCAGGCCUCUGGAGACUUGCUGCGAUUAGAACGGUUGAUGCUCAGUGGGGUAAUUCACGGAAUGGCCGCUGGGGAGCGCAUCGGGCCACCGGCGGGGCAACGCUGCCAGCCUCGUUUGGAAGCGGUUCCUCACGAGCGGCGGAGAGUGUGUCUUCCGGCUCGAGGGGGAGUUCGCCGCCCCUGAUACUCCCUUCCUCAACGGCAGCAUCUGGAGGGACAACGUUCUCGCCGUAUGCUGCCCGGACGGUUGCUGCGCCGGGUCGUGGCCCCGGCACUCCAUUAGCAUCUGCUGGGUAUACAACCACGCCGCCUCUCUUGACACCCUCCUCAACACGACAAGGUCCGGUCACUUACCCGUCCACUUUGGAGCCUUUCCCUUCUCCAGGAACAUCGACAACCUUAAGUCCAGUAGCGUCAGCCUGGGCUCCACGACCGUCACCGUCAAGCACCACAGGCACCGCAGAAUUCUCUAGUUUCCCCCAAGCUAAUCCGCGUCCUGCGUGGAGUGCGGGGUCGGUGGCCCCGUCCUCUACGGCUAAUCGCUCUUCCGAGACUUUCUUGAGCAUGCCGCCACAGGGUCUCACGAGUUCCUCGACAGGGCUAACUCCAAACAACGCGUGGAGUCCCACUGCCCCUGUCAGUGCCGGCUCCAGCGGAGACUGGAGCAUACCGACUUCUGGUUCUGGACCGUCGGAGAACCAGACGCCCCCCCUCGCCACACAUCCUGUAUUUACGGAGUCACGUUUAAGCGCAACUCAUGGUACCAGUGAAAUGAGUACCUGGGGAAUCCCAACGGUCGCCACAGGCGGCGGUUCAAGGGUGCCUUGGACCGGCAUGUCGCUACCCAACCGAACCGACGUAAGCUGGAGCAGCGCUGUGGCCUCAACUCCAAGGGCCUCGCUGCCAAGUAACAGCAAUGAUGCAAGACCUCAGUCACAGCUCGUUGGCACAGCAUCCCAAAGUGUGCGCACUGAGGCCAUCCCACAGGCUUCAUCAGAAUAUACCGUUUCCCGGAGUUCGACAGCCAACACUGCACCGACGUCAAGCCAUACUGACCAACAGGGAGGGGCAGACUGGAUCACGAGCUCGAGUAGAGCGUCUUGGAGUGACACAAAUGGAACCGUUCCCUCUCAGCCCACUGACUCUGGGAGAGGCGUCACUGAUCGUGAUAGGCGGACUUCUGCGAGCUCAAGCGAAGGACAGGCAACCGUACAUGAAUUGCCCACAAACACACCGUUUCCCAGUGGAGGAACAACAAACGGGACAAGCAGCGGUGCAGCACGAAGUUCCGCCGGCAGCAUAGACAGACGGCCAUGGGAGGCGACAGAAUCGGCGACGUUUCCAUCCUCUCACAUUAGCGACAGAAGUCAGAGGUCGGCACAUUAUGGUUCCACCAAUUCAGUUAGGAACAGUGACGCAAGCAUGUCGACGGAAGCAUCAGAUUAUGCAUCAAACGCACCAAGAAACAACGCUUUUUCGUGGGGGUCCGCGUCGUUGAAUGAUGUGACUACCGAGACAGCAGCCAGCACCUCAAAUCACUUGACCGGGGGGGAUUCCAACAGCCCAAUCGCAUUCAUGCCAGGUACGAACUCAAGCAGUGGCUUUGGUUCGGUAAGUCCUUUGGAGGGGCCACUGGUACGCCCCAUUCCAUUUUCCACUAACACAAGUGGAGACGUCGCCACCCCGGGAGGUUUCAGGUUAGCUGAUUCGAGUGAGUUUUCCAAUGGAGGAGAGACAAUCAGUUCGACAACCUCUCCAACACAGCAACUUUCAUCUCCGCUCGAAAGAUUGAGUCCCGUUUCAGACCGCUCAGCUUCAACAACUAGUCCGAGUUCAUAUGGGCUCAGUACACGUGGCACCACAGCCAUGGAGCCACGCGAGACGCGGCAUACUGGACUAAACUCGGAGCGAGCGUCGUCCCCUUCACUGGCGGCCGUCGAAACGGAUACAGUAUCGUCUCCUGGGCAGUCGAUAUCGUCGGGUAACUCAGAAGGUGCUCGUUAUGACACAGUGGAGAGCCGGGUUCCAGGUGUGGCAGCAGAUUCAACGUCACAUGCUUCUUCCCCCAACGCACCUAACGGCGCCUGGACCCGCGUUCCCAAUCAGCUCUCUGGAUCCCCGGCAAGUUCGGCUGAAACUAUUGGCCAAGAAGCCUCAAAUCUUUUUCCCUCUCGACACGCACUGGUUGACCAUCUCGCAGCUUCUGAGGGUAUCCUCCCCUCCAACCAGGCAAGCGACGAAGAGCGAGGCUCGCCGAAACAAGGAGCACAGCAGACGUCUCACGUGUACAGAUGUCACGACGAUUCCCAGUGCGUAGAGAGGUCAGGGAUGAUCCCUUCACAAAACGACGGAAACGUGACAACCCUGCCGGCACUUCCAAGCUCUGUUGUAAUGGAAUCCAAUCCGAAUUCGCAAACGAAUGAUGAAGACACCCUGGGAUUCCAGCGAGCUGGGUACAUACCUCCUUCUGCUUUUCAAUUAAACGGAACUGGUGCAAGUGGAAGUAGAGCGGAACAUGGACACGAGAAAAUCGGUCAACAACCACGAGCCCCCGGUGAACUGCUCUACGGAGAGUUGAAUGACUACUUGGAAGACGCAGAAGAUCCCUAUGCUGGCCAGCUCGGUGCUCUGUCCAGAGCACCGGACCAGGACAAUUCCCCUACCGUUUCCACCACCACGACCUCUCCGCCGUACACAUAUCCACCUACAUACAAUCCCUACAGUGACAACAUUGAUGUCGAUAAGAUUCCCGACAGCCCGUAUCAUAACUAUGCCUACGCAGAGGACCCCUUUCCCAGCCCUUAUAGCACACAUUCCCGUCUAGAGAACUACGGAGCUGAGUUUAACAAUAGGUAUUAUCAUGAGCGCCGCAUCGCCCCCAAUAUCUCGUGGGGCGACUAUACGCAGAGAAAAAAGGCAUUAGACGAGGCUCGCAAACGCGAAGAGCAGCUGUUGCAAGAAGGGCGAAUUGGCGUGCUGGACACUUCAGACACGCCCUUCCAAGGCCUGAUUGGCUACCCUUCAGAAUUCCGUCGCACGCCAACCCACAACUCUUGGUAG